AAGGAGAUCGAGGAGGAGGAAGAGCAGCAGCAGCAGCAGCAGCAAUGGUUCUCAAGACUGAGCUUUGCCGUUUUAGUGGUGCAAAGAUCUAUCCCGGGAAAGGCAUCAGAUUUGUUCGUGGUGAUUCUCAGGUCUUCCUCUUUGCCAACUCAAAAUGCAAAAGGUAUUUCCACAACCGGUUGAAGCCAUCAAAGCUCACAUGGACUGCCAUGUAUAGGAAGCAACACAAGAAGGAUAUUGCUCAAGAAGCUGUGAAGAAGAGGCGUCGAACUACCAAGAGGCCUUACUCUAGGUCCAUUGUUGGGGCUACCUUGGAAGUUAUUCAGAAAAGAAGAACUGAGAAGCCAGAGGUUCGGGAUGCUGCUAGAGAAGCUGCUCUUCGUGAAAUUAAAGAGAGGGUCAAGAAAACGAAGGAUGAGAAGAGAGCUAAGAAGGCAGAAGUUCAGGCUAAGUUACAGAAAUCACAAGGCAAAAGCAAUGUCUCCAAGGCUGCUGCUCCCAAAGGCCCCAAGCUUGGUGGUGGAGGUGGCAAGCGCUGAGAUUUUAGUUUUCUUCCUUUUGGGCCUAGCACUUAAAUAGAGUUGAUAUGUUCCUAUUGUACUGAUAUUUUAUUUGGUUGAUUAUCAAAACUUGGGUUUGGAGCUUAGAGUACCUAGCUAAUGGAUUUUGCCGGCAGAGCUAGUUUUAAUUUUAUACAAAUUAUCUUCAGCGUUUUUUG
Messenger RNA from Abrus precatorius (Indian licorice), 718 nucleotides. RefSeq names its product 60S ribosomal protein L24-like. Bases 45 to 539 code for a protein of 164 amino acids. Gene Ontology annotation, biological process: cytoplasmic translation. The record is from RefSeq and is a predicted model, not a curated record. Gene Ontology annotation, cellular component: cytosolic large ribosomal subunit. The transcript is spliced from 5 exons. Lineage: Eukaryota; Viridiplantae; Streptophyta; Magnoliopsida; Fabales; Fabaceae. Gene Ontology annotation, molecular function: structural constituent of ribosome; mRNA binding.